AAAGCGCACAAGAAGAUGCCGGCCUUUCGCGGGCGCCGGGGCUGGUGCGGGUGUCUACAGGAUGACGAACCACCCGAAAUCUGCGUGGUCGAGGGGGUGUUCUCGCUGCAAACACUCACGCCCACCCAACCGAUGCCGGCCAUCGACGAGCUGGACAGCAAGUUCGCCGAGCUCGUCGAGGAGCUGGACCUAAGCGCACCAAACAAAGCGGCCAUGAUGGGUCUACCGCCGCAGAAGAAGUGGCAAAUCUACUGCUCACGCAAGAGUCCGCUAGACAGUGGUCCCAACGGAGCUGCUCUGCAGACGGUACCGCCAUCACCCGAGCACUACAUCGAGCGGCUGAAGGACAUGGCGGUACAGCUGAAGGCGGCCGCCCCGGAUGAAUCCCCGAUCCACGAGUAUGGUCCCAAAAUCGAGUCUCAAACGGCGUUGUUCGACGCACUCAAGACGGCCCUGCGUACGUCCGCGCACAGCUUCGUGAUCCGGUUCAUCGAGCUGCAGGGUCUUCCGGCACUGCUCGAGCUAUUGCAGGCCCUCGAUAUCCGGGUCGCUAAUAGUCCGCUCCACACGAGCCUGAUAGGAUGCAUCAAGGCGCUGAUGAACAACUCGACAGGCCGGUCACACGUGCUGGCGCAUCCAACUGGCAUCGAUACGAUCGCACGCUCACUGGCCGCGGACAACCUGCGAACAAAGAUCGCCGCCCUCGAGAUCCUGGGCGCGGUUUGUCUUGUGCCGGGUGGCCACAAGAAGGUACUGACCGCGAUGCUGCGCUAUCAGGAGUACGCGGCCGAGCGAGCCCGAUUCCAGGGCAUCGUGAAUGAUCUCGACCGAUCGACGGGCGCUUAUCGGGAUGAUGUCAACCUUAAGACGGCAAUCAUGUCGUUUGUGAACGCCGUACUCAACUACGGCCCCGGUCAGGAGAAUCUCGAGUUCCGGUUGCACCUGCGCUACGAGUUCCUGAUGCUUGGCAUACAGCCCGUCAUCGACAAGCUGCGUAAGCAUGAGAACGAGACGUUAAACCGCCAUCUUGACUUCUUCGAGAUGGUACGCAACGAGGACGAGAAGGAGCUGGCACGUAAGUUCGACCACGAACACGUUGAUACCAAGAGCGCGUCGGCCAUGUUUGAUCUGUUGCGGCGUAAAUUGAGCCACUCGCCGGCUUAUCCACAUCUGCUCUCGUUGCUGCAGCACAUGCUGCUGUUGCCGCCCCCAACAACGGGUCCGAACGCACAGCACUGGUUGCUGUUCGACCGGGUUGUGCAGCAACUCGUACUGCAGCACGAGGAACGUCCGGCCAGUGAUUGUCUCGAUCCUGAUACUACUUCCGGAGCCGAUAAGCGGUCUGAGGACGGUGGCUCAUGUGCGUCGGCUUCCCUCAAACGCCAGGAUCCUGACGUACAGCCACUCGCAAUCGACGUACGGAAGAUCGUAAAGCUGCUGGUGAAGGAGGAAGAACUAGUAGCGGCCAGGACGCGGGCGGAUGAGCUCGAGCGCGACAACGCAGAGAUUGGCGCUCGGUUGGCCAAAAAGGAGCAGGAUCUGGACCACCGGACGCAGGAGAAGGAAGACCUCGAAACGUCGUUGGCGCGGAUGCGUGAGCGGCUUGAGAAGGAAAGCGCCAACCACUCGCAGGCGGUCCAGCGAGCACUUAGCGCAGAAAUGCGUGCCGAAGACCUACAGCAUCGGUUCGUCAGUGAGCAGCAAGAACGGCUACGACUCGAGCGGCUCGUCACCGAAGGUAGCAUUCCGGAUGAUCAGAAAGUGGCCGGAUUACAGGGUACCACUGGCUGCAAUGGACAAACGACAACAUCUCCACCACCGCCUCCACCUGCGCCGGGUAAGCUGUUGCCACCACCUCCACCACCCCCGAUGAUGGGAGGACCUGCAGCACCACCACCACCACCGGCUCCCGGUGGUUUGCCAAAGCUGCCAUCGGGCGCGCCCGGUGGAGGUCCACAGGCUCCAGUGGCCCCGAAGGCACCGGAAGCCCCGAAGAAGAACGUACCCCAACCGGCAAACCCGCUCAAGAGCUUCAACUGGUCCAAGUUGCCCGAUAGCAAGCUUCAGGGCACGGUGUGGGGCGAGCUAGACGACACCAAGUGGUACAACAGCAUCGAGCUCGAAUCCAUCGAUAAGCUGUUCUCAGCCUACCAGAAGAAUGGAGUUGCGAACGACGGUUCGAUCGAGGAUCUGAGGCUGAUUGGCAAGAAUAAGGCGAAGAUUUUGUCGGUGAUUGAUGGGCGCCGGGCGCAGAACUGCACGAUCCUGCUGAGCAAGCUCAAGAUGACUGACGAGGAGAUCUGCAAAGCGAUCCUGUCGAUGGACUCGAACGAGCAGCUGCCGAUCGAUAUGGUGGAGCAACUGCUAAAGUUCACGCCCUCAGCCGAAGAACGUGCCCUGCUGGAUGAGCACUCCGAGGAUAUCGAUUCUUUGGCCCGUGCCGACCGUUUCCUGUAUGAAAUCUCGAAGAUACCUCACUACGAGCAGCGGUUGCGUAGCCUUCACUACAAGAAGCGGUUCCAGGUGACGGUAAAUGAUCUGGCGCCACGAAUUGCAAGCGUCAUGGAGGCCUCUCGUGAAGUGGCGCGAUCGCGCAAACUACGCAAACUGCUAGAACUUGUGCUCGCCCUGGGCAACUACAUGAACCGGGGCGCACGCGGAAACGCGUCCGGGUUCCGGUUGGCUUCAUUGAACCGGCUGGCGGACACAAAAUCGAGUGCGGCCAAGGGUACGACGCUGCUGCACUAUCUGGUGCAGAUCAUCGAGAAGAAGUUCAAGGAUAUCCUGACGCUUGAGGAGGAUCUACCGCACGUGAAGGAAGCGUCAAAGGUGUCGCUCGGCGAGAUGGACAAGGACAUCACGAUGCUGCGGGCGGGUUUAGCUGAGGUGAACCGGGAAAUCGAGUUCCACCGGAGCAGCGGAGCGGCCCAACCGGGCGACCGGUUCCUGCCGGUGAUGCGCGAGUUCCACGCCCAGGCAUCCGUGCGCUUCGCCGAGCUGGAGGAUCAGUUCCAGGACAUGAAAACUAGGUUCGAUCGUGCCAUCCGGUUGUUUGGUGAGGACGGAUCGGUGGUUCAGCCGGAGGAGUUCUUCGGUAUCUUCGACGGGUUUUUGUCAGCACUGAUGGAGGCAAAGCAGGAUAACGAAAAUUUCCGCCGACGUCAGGAAGAGGAAGAAAAGCGUGCCAAGCAAGAGGCCGAGCUGAAAAAACGCACCAUCGAGCGUAAGUCCAAGGAGGGUCUGCUCAACUCGGUGGCCGGUAAGCUGGGCCUGAAGUCGAAGCACACGAACGGUAGCAAUGGUGGUCCCGUGAUGGCUACCGACACCAACAACAAGGGUGAGUUCGACGACCUCAUUUCGGCGCUCCGAACGGGUGACGUGUUCGGCGAGGACAUGGCCAAGUUCAAGCGGUCGCGCAAGACGCGCCUGGGACCGAAUGGUACCAACAACACGUCGCCUCCGCGCAGUCGCAACAGCAUCGGGCGCGAGGAUAGCCGCGAACGGACCGGUGUAGUCAACCGGCGGCAAUAG
Molecule: messenger RNA, 3531 nt
Organism: Anopheles nili
Lineage: Eukaryota; Metazoa; Arthropoda; Insecta; Diptera; Culicidae
Gene: DAAM
Product: disheveled-associated activator of morphogenesis 1
Exons: 7
Coding region: 16-3531 (1171 amino acids)
Biological process (GO): positive regulation of actin filament polymerization; actin cytoskeleton organization
Molecular function (GO): small GTPase binding; actin binding
Source: RefSeq, a predicted model, not a curated record